This is a messenger RNA of Chanos chanos (milkfish), 858 nucleotides long. It is a transcript of the gene tmem41ab, whose product is annotated as transmembrane protein 41ab. The transcript is spliced from 5 exons. NCBI's taxonomy places the organism in Eukaryota, Metazoa, Chordata, Actinopteri, Gonorynchiformes, Chanidae. The record is from RefSeq and is a predicted model, not a curated record. Bases 1 to 852 code for a protein of 283 amino acids.
AUGCGCUCGAUUUGGGGGUUAAUUGCGGUGGUCACCGCGGCAACUUUUUAUCUCUACCUCCUGUCAGCUUUCCUGCCGCCGGGUCCACACAUACGAAUGAAAUAUGAAGUGAGGCAGACAGAAGACAGUAGAAUUGGUGUUGUGGACGUGGACGAGGAAGAGGAAGAAACGUCCAGACUGAAAUUCCCAUCAGAUUUGGAUGAGCUGAGGGAGCUGGCGGAGUUUCUGCAGUUCUAUAAGAGGGAACACACCAGCUAUGUGCUGCUUCUUUACUGCAGUGCCUAUCUGUACAAACAGUCCUUUGCUAUCCCUGGAUCCUCCUUCCUGAACAUGCUAGCAGGGGCACUGUUUGGUCCCUGGUAUGGACUCCUCAUUGCCUGUACUCUAACUACUAUGGGCUCCACCAACUGCUACCUCCUGUCCCGCACAUUCGGCAAGCGGCACGUGAUUCGCCUCUUCCCUGAUAAAGUGGCUAUGUUACAGAGAAAGUGUGAGGAGAACAGGAGCAGUUUGUUCUUCUUCCUGCUCUUUCUACGGUUCUUCCCCAUGACUCCCAACUGGUUUCUGAACAUCACCUCUCCCAUCCUCAACAUCCCAAUGACCAUGUUCUUCUUCUCUGUCUUCAUUGGUCUGAUCCCGUAUAACUUUAUCUGUGUGCGGACAGGGGCCAUCCUGUCUGAGAUCCACUCCCUUGAUGACAUCUUCUCCUGGGGAACCCUCCUGCAGCUGCUGCUUAUAGCCUGUGUGGCACUGCUCCCGGGCGCCCUCAUCCGCAAAUACAGCAAGACUCACCUCAAACUGGAUGGCAUGGAGCCCAAUGGUCACCAAGCCAAUGACCGCAAGACCAGAUGACCAAGA